ACACCGCAACAGCACCGCAACACACCGCAACAUAACCACAACCAGACGCACCAGCUCCCUAACAGACCUCCUGAAGAGCCUCGUAUACGUAGCGCUGCUGACGCGGUACAGCGCGGCACACAGUCUCGCUACGCACCCGCCCCAUGUCGCCGCGCAGCCGCUGCCACUCAAACAAGAAAUCUCGCUACCGAUCAGCAAUGCGAUGAGUAAAGGUAACAUGCCGGGUCUGUACGAGCGCUGCACCGACGCCUGCUCUGCGGCCUCGAACACAGAAUGCGUGAACGGAACGUGCGUCUGUCGUCACCACCAUCCUGUGAAGCUGCAGCACAGCAAGGCCUGCUCCAGAGCAUUGCUGUAUGGUGACCGAUGUGACGAGGACAUACAGUGUCGUCACUACGAUAACAACACGGAGUGCAACUUCGACCUGGACUCGUACCGACAGUGCAUCUGCAAGCCUGGAUACGAGAUGCGGCAUAUAACAGGGCUGCACCCACCCAAUAUCUGCUUCGCGGGCAUCGAGAUGCUGAAGGCCGACAUGCCUUCGUUCCUGGGCAUGGGUCUGGCGCUGUCUAUGUUUUCAGCAGUGCUGUGUCUGGUGCUCAAGAUCUUCGCUCGUGCGCGCUACGGACGCACGCGACGCUUCGCUAACGCCAACAUCGCACCACCCCUCACGGUCUCAGAAACAUACGCCGCGUUCGCGCUGGCCAACAGCCAGGGCUCGCUCAGCCCCAGAAGCGAACGUCUGAACCGACGUUCAUCGUCCCGUCGUACGUCGUACGCGAGCUACAAGACGGGCUCGCGAUGCCCGUCUAUGACGUCUCUACGGUCUGCAGACCUCGUCAGAACGGGCAGCUACACCAGAGCUGGUUCUCGCAGACCUUCAAUGAGUUCGUUGCGGUCUGGCAGCUUUGCCAUCGUAGACCCUCGUGGGGUGCUGGACAGAGGAGACCAUUACCUGGUCUACAUCAGAACUCCUGCCAGGUCCCAUACAUCAGACCUGACCAGCAGCUCGGGAGACACACCUAAGGUCACCACCCCUCACGGUGGCAACAGAAGCACUGAGCAGUUGUUUGCUGUGUACCACACUCUGGCGGAGCGUUCGCCUGGGGGUGACAACAGUCGCGGCAGUGGGAGUUCGCCUGGGUGUAGCGGGGCAGGCGGGAGUUCUAAGACUAGCGUCUUCCGCCUGCCGAGUUCAGGAGCCUCAGACGCUCACAGGAGCAUGUCGAGUGAGGACGUGUUCCUGGAGGAGCAGGAGGAGGAAGAGGAGGUAGAGACGGUGGCUGUCAAGCCUCAGGACUGUCAGGUGCUUAUUGAAGAGGAUGAGGAGAGUGAAGGAGAGACGUCGGUCGCCGCCAAGCUUGUUAAAUAAAAGAGGUUUGAAAUUGAGACGUGUAAUCCCUGACGAGUGUGACAAGGCAUGUAAGACUAAAACAAGGGCAUUUGGCAAGACAUGUAAGACUGAAACAGGGGCAUGUGACAAGGCAUGUAAGACUGAAACAAGGGCAUGUGACAAGGCAUGUAAGACUGAAACAAGGGCAUGUGACAAGGCAUGUAAGACAAAAAGCUUCUUAGAUCAAAAGAGUCUCGGAUUAUUGACGCAAAAAGCUUAACAAUGUUCAUGAUGAUUGACAUUAGAGAU
Molecule: messenger RNA, 1642 nt
Organism: Hyalella azteca
Lineage: Eukaryota; Metazoa; Arthropoda; Malacostraca; Amphipoda; Hyalellidae
Exons: 7
Coding region: 203-1372 (389 amino acids)
Source: RefSeq, a predicted model, not a curated record